CCGGUAUUCUUACUAUGGCAUCGGUCGCUCAGCAGAUCCCGAGUAUCAUUCUUGAGAAGGUCAUUGACUAUGCACUUUAUGCAACAGGUACCGCAGAGUCUCCUUAUCACCACUGCAUCUGUUUCCCAUAUCGCCAUGCGGUGCUGCUGCUUGGCGUGUGUCGCUGGUGGAGGAGUUUGGUAUUGGGCACUGUCUACUGCGAAGUAUACUGGUGUAACGACCCUGAGUGCAGCCUCUGUGCAGGCUGCAGAAGGAACGGCUGCUCCUCGCUUAGGACAUUCGCGGAUGCGCUAGGGUCUGGGCAUCUAGUUUUUGCAAGAACCGCAAAGAUACACUGUCGGAUCGAGGAUAUAGCAAGCGGCGCUGCUAUCGAUACUCUUAGAAAUGCAGCAUUUGCAGGGCUCGCUGUCCCUGGAGUGAGGAGUCUCGAGUUCCACUUCAGCAGCAUUACCGACCGUAGCAAGUUCAUCUUGCUCAACGAAACAGCACCUGCAGUACUGUUCUGUGACGAAAUUCGGCGGAUGUUCCCGGGUGCCCAUAGCGUUGCGGUCUCAGAUCUGGCAUUCCAAUACUGGCACUACCACGAGGCUUUCAUAAAGCGACUGCUCUCUGGGCUAUUCGCCGGUAUUCCUUCGGUGCACACAAUCGGUGCCUACCCUGCUCUUGACAAGGUGCUGUCAGUUAAUCCUACCAGUAUCCGUAGUUUAUCGGUAGGAGGUGUGUGGCCAACAGAACCGAAAAUCGAGCUCAUCCGUCGCCAUUCAGAAACGCUCGAAUACCUCUGUGUCUCGGAUGAUACACCUGAAGCCUUCCGCGACAUUCUUGUCCGACAUGACGGCAGGCCUAUCGAAUACCCUCGUGUACGGACACUCAUUCUAGAUCUAGACACACUCAUGUAUACCAGGAAGCAGGUGGUGUAUCAGUCCCCUGAAGGAACGCCAUUCCCGUCCCUCCAGCAUCUUGUGUGCAUUCCAGAGUACCCAUUCGCAAACGACAUUCUCUUCAGAGGCAACGAGGAUAGGCUGGAGGUUGUCCGCAUACACGUUACACCCCCGGUUAUUAGGGCACUCACUCGCGACGGCAUAGCUAGAAUCGGACGGUUCCCAGCACUGCAUUUCGCGGAGGUGACCAUGCUGGACACUGACAGCGACGACUACAUGCAGCUUGAUCCUGACGGUUAUGACAGCGAUGAUAGUGACAGCAGCUUCAUAUCUGCGUACCACUAUGAGGGAUAUGAAAGUGACAUGGCGCAGUUGAUAUUCAGCAUGGGACAAAAUGCUCGAAUCAUCAAAAGCACCAAUUACUUCACAGAUUUCAGCUCCGUGCAGCUACGAUAUUCGGAUAUUGGGCGCUAUAUCAAGGUCCUUGACAUGAGAUUCAUUGGCUUUACUCUUGGCCAACAGCUCGAGCUAAUCAAACACCUCACCUGCCUGACACACUUCGGUGCCAGUCUUACUUUGUCCGCGACCAUCUGGGUCAGCUAUCCAGCGUGUUGUUUGAUAUCCAAGCACAUUAUGACAUCCAGUACCCGGCUUCUGAGAGUCUUGUCCAGAUAUUCGGUGAUAUUUCCGGUAAGCAGGACCAGUGGGCACAUCUAGCAUCCUAUGCCGUGCUUAUGUUGCUUUGCCCCUCGCUGAACUCUGUUCAGGAACGCAAGAAGGGAACUGCUCUGCACCACAAAUCCGACACGCCC
This is a messenger RNA of Linderina pennispora, 1693 nucleotides long. RefSeq lists its product as uncharacterized. The transcript has 2 exons. The record is from RefSeq and is a predicted model, not a curated record. NCBI's taxonomy places the organism in Eukaryota, Fungi, Kickxellomycota, Kickxellomycetes, Kickxellales, Kickxellaceae. Bases 15 to 1598 code for a protein of 527 amino acids.